CAGACUGCGCGCACGGGAGCGGAGCGGAGCGGUUCUCCGCGGCAUCAGCAUGAACUGUGCGCUGUUGGAAGCCUCCGACAUGGAACCCACAGAGAGCUGGAUUGAAAGGUGCCUGAACGAGAGUGAAAGUAAACAGUUUCCAAACCACAACCCUCUGGGAAACGUGUCCAUCGGCGAGGAGCACGAAGAAAAGGAGAACAACCGUGCAUCGAAGCCACACUCCACCCCGGCCACCCUGCAGUGGCUGGAGGAGAACUAUGAGAUAGCGGAAGGUGUCUGUAUCCCACGCAGUGCCCUGUACAUGCACUACCUGGACUUCUGUGAGAAGAAUGACACGCAGCCUGUCAACGCCGCAAGUUUUGGGAAGAUAAUUCGACAACAAUUUCCACAACUAACGACAAGAAGAUUAGGAACAAGAGGUCAGUCAAAGUAUCACUACUAUGGGGUAGCAGUGAAGGAGAGCUCCCCAUAUUACGACGUGAUGUAUUCCAAGAAAGGAGCUGCCUGGGUGAAUGAGACGGGCAAGAAAGAGGUGGCGAAGCAGACGGUGGCCUACUCCCCCCGCUCCAAGCUGGGCACCCUGCUGCCAGAGUUCCCAAACGUCAAAGAUCUAAACUUGCCAGCCAGCCUGUCGGAGGAGAAGGUUUCCACCUUCAUUAUGAUGUAUCGGACUCACUGCCAGAGGAUCCUGGACACAGUGAUCAGGGCAAACUUUGAUGAGGUUCAGAGUUUCCUGCUUCACUUCUGGCAGGGGAUGCCCCCACACAUGCUGCCCGUCCUGGGCUCAGUCACUGUGGUCAACAUUGUUGGUGUUUGUGACUCCAUCCUCUACAAAGCCAUCUCCGGGGUUCUGAUGCCCAGUGUGCUGCAGGCAUUACCAGACAGUCUCACCCAGGUGAUUCGCAAAUUCGCCAAACAGCUGGAUGAGUGGCUGAAGGUUGCUCUUCAUGAACUUCCAGAGAACUUAAGGAACAUCAAGUUUGAGUUGGCGAGAAGAUUUUCACAAGUUCUGCGACGCCAAACCUCCUUAAAUCACUUGUGCCAGGCAUCGCGAGCGGUGAUCCACAGCGCUGACAUCACCUUCCAGAUGUUGGAGGACUGGCGCAGUGUGGACCUGAGCAGCAUCAGCAAGCAGACCCUCUACACCAUGGAGAGCUCCCAGGAGCAGCACCAGAAACUCAUCAUCAAAUUGUAUCAGGAAUUCGACCAACUCCUGGAGGAACAAUCGCCCAUCGAAUCCUACAUCGAGUGGCUAGAUUCCAUGGUGGACAGAUGUGUUGUCAAGGUGGCAGCAGCACGUCCGGGCAGCCUGAAGAAGGUGGCGAGGCAGUUCCUGCUGAUGUGGUCCUGCUUUGGGACGAGGGUCAUCCGGGACAUGACUCUGCACAGCGCUCCAAGCUUCGGUUCCUUCCACCUGAUCCACUUGACGUUUGAUGACUACGUACUCUAUCUGCUGGAGUCCCUCCACUGUCAGGAGAGAGCCAAUGAGCUCAUGAGGUCCAUGAAGGGAGAAGGUUGCACAGCGGAUCGACAGGAAGAAGCAGCACAGUCCGAUCACAGCCCUCCGAGACAAUCCCCUCCACCCUUCUCUCCAGACAAAUCCGUCACUGCCGAAAUCCAACCGACCUCGCCCGUCAACAACCAGUCUCCCGAGUACACUGGCGUUACAACAGCAGGAGCCGUGCAGUCCUACACCUGGUCACUGACAUACACCGUGACGACCGGAUCUGCUCCUCCAGAGAGCCCACAGCAGCUGCCCUGCAUGAGGAGCGACCCAGUGCCUCCCGUGUCCACAACACACAGGAUGGCGGGCUACACAGACAGAGAGCAGCACGGGUACACAGGAGGGUACAACUAUGGUAGCUACAGCAAUCAGCCCCCACUUCCCAUCCAGAAUCAGUACCCAGCCCUAACACACGAGACCCUCUCUUCGCCACUGCCGUACUCCGCUUACCACAGGAGUGGAUCACAGUAUCCCUUCAACGGGCAGAGCACACGGAUGGAGCCCUGCCUGAUGAGCAGCAGCCCCAGCUUCAGACCACAGCCUGACCCCGCGCUGGACCGCAUGCCCUCGGCCAACACCUGCUAUGCCAGUGCCUCCAUGCACUCUGCACGGUACGGGAGCGCGGCUGAGAUGUACACCCCGCUGGCUCCCCGCAGGAGUGCUGAGUACGAACACACACAGCAUUUCCCCGGCUUUGCCUACAUCAACGGGGAGGCAUCCACAGGCUGGGCCAAGUAGUCUGAGGGGAAUAGUUGACUGCGCCUAGACCUAAUGUCUCCACUGGGGAACGGCCACUGGAAAACUGCUCAAAGAAAGCAAGACCACUUCUCCCGCUGGCCCCUGAAGGAUUGAAGAGGAUGCUCCAAACAGGAAUCUCUCCUUGCUUCCCAGAGACCCUGCCUUGAGUUUGAGGGAAGUCGCAACCUGUAAACGAGAUGCUCUACACUGGGAGCUGCCUAUACAGAUCAUUGUCUAUCUCAUCCUCAAUCUUCUGGAACCUCUCUGGAAUUUCCAACAUGUCUGAAGUGGAAGUCUAGGGGGAAUCUGAUCAGCUCCACACUGAGUGAUGGGGAGCAAUGUUCGUCCCCACCUUGGGCCAUGUUGUAUUUCCUACUCUCCAUCAGCUGCCUGCCACAUCAUAGGAGUUUCCUCCCCAGAUCUAUUCCCAGGGCACAGCAGGUACCACCAGCUGGCUCCAAACCCUGGUCAUGGACGGAGAGGUUUCACAGGAGACUGGAGCAUCAAGGAAUCUGCUGGUGGAACUCAGCAGGUUGAGCAGCAUCUGUGGGAGGAAAGGAAUUGUCGAUGUUUCGGGUCAAGACCCUGCUUUAGAAGUUGCACCACACGUAAGACCCAGUGACCAGGACUGGCUGACCUGCUGAUAACUGUAGGGAGUGCUCAGCUUUACCUGAUGCCCAGGAGCCUUUUGAACUGGUAGGACCAUUGCAGAUUGGUGCACCUGUCUUUAUCUCCUGAAGGCCAGCAGUAUUCCCUCCUGAUCUGGGACCUGUGCUGCACUACACCACUGCAACAAGAGGUACAGUACUGUGAGGAGUGGAGAAUUUCACUUCUUUACAUAGCAACAGGAACCCUUCAGAUACUCAGAGCUGUGCCUUAGAAACUAUGUUGUGUUUGUGGUGAAAAUGCUGAUCUAAUUUUCUCUUGUACCUUGACAGACCAGCUUGUUGAAUAACUUGUCUCUAGCCCGUCCCUUAGUGUGCACCUGUACACUGGUUAAUUAACAUAGUUCUUUCCUUGUAUUGUUUUGCAAUUACAAAAUGCACUCAGCAGGUUAUAUGGACAUAUUACCCUAUGGGUAAGGAGGAUAAUUGAAAAAUAACACAAGAAACCCUAGUUUUUUUGUAAAUGAAAGCACUGCUAGCACUGUGUGUGGUAACUAUGACUGUGCAUAAAUCUGAAGUACAUAGUAUUAUUUGUACAGAUGUCCAAGAUAUAUG
Pristis pectinata (smalltooth sawfish) is the source of this 3462-nucleotide messenger RNA. It is a transcript of the gene rfx4, whose product is annotated as regulatory factor X, 4. Gene Ontology annotation, molecular function: DNA-binding transcription factor activity, RNA polymerase II-specific; RNA polymerase II cis-regulatory region sequence-specific DNA binding. Lineage: Eukaryota; Metazoa; Chordata; Chondrichthyes; Rhinopristiformes; Pristidae. Gene Ontology annotation, biological process: regulation of transcription by RNA polymerase II. The record is from RefSeq and is a predicted model, not a curated record.